Durotheca rogersii is the source of this 964-nucleotide messenger RNA. RefSeq lists its product as uncharacterized. The transcript has a single exon. Bases 35 to 703 code for a protein of 222 amino acids. NCBI's taxonomy places the organism in Eukaryota, Fungi, Ascomycota, Sordariomycetes, Xylariales, Xylariaceae. The record is from RefSeq and is a predicted model, not a curated record.
CCUCAACCUUCUACGAAAUGCAACCUACACGUCCAUGCGAUGCGCCGACGUCAAUGCGUGCCGUAGGUUAGAUAAUGGUGUCUUUGUGUCUCCUCGGUUCCCUGCCUGGGCAUCUGAGGGGCAAAGCAGUGUUGUAGGUAGACUGCCGGCACAGUAUAGGUUGAUGCGCAGGGCCGUCUCUUUGUCCACCGGCGGUGCCAUUGUGCACUGCAUACAGACAACCAGAUCGAAGGCGACACCGACCAGGGGGGAUAAAACCUGUCCGAUCGCUGGGUUACUUGCCUCUUUGGUGCGCUCCCGCGACCAUUGCGCCGCUUCACCCCGACUCAGCGUCACCAUUGCGCCCUCGCGACGCGACGGCAUCUUCGCAGUGCCCUCUUGGCAGCGCCUGUGGUGUCUCCAGCCCGGGUCGUGUUCUCCCCUCCUCCUCCCCCUCCUCGCGUUUCUUAUACCUACCUACAAGUCGUUGGCAGGUCAUGUCUGCUGCAUACCUAUAUGCAUCCACGAUCCGGCCAUGCUUCCCGAGGGCACUGGAGGACUGUGGAAACUCCGCGCCGGCGGGCGAAUGUCAUGUACCUAUUCGCCCCCGUUCACUUCGAGAUCGCUUCCUUCUCGCCCCUCCUCCUCUUCUCUUCCCCGCUUCUGGUACCUGCCUACAAGUACCUCCCGCCUUGAGCCUCAACCGGGACGGCUCUCGAUAUAAAAGUAGGACUGCGGGUAGGGCUCUCCGAGGAACGAUGUAUCCUAGUCUUGUUUUCUUUUAAUCUCCUUUCUUCCACUGCUUCCUUCUCGUGUGCAGUUGCGAGUCGAGAAGCAUUCGAGCGCAGCAGAAGAAAGAGAAAAGAACAGAAGCGUCGGCACUCCCAUAGCUCGUCGUACAUACGCCAAUCAAUCGGCCGGGCUUUGGCUUGUUCAGCUCGGCAGCCAUCCACAUCUUUUUUUCGGUGUUUUUUUUGGUUCUUUG